Molecule: messenger RNA, 705 nt
Organism: Tetrahymena thermophila SB210
Lineage: Eukaryota; Ciliophora; Oligohymenophorea; Hymenostomatida; Tetrahymenidae
Exons: 1
Source: RefSeq, a predicted model, not a curated record
AUGAAGUUAAUUGUCAUUUUAUUUGCUAUCUUCACUUUGACUGCAAAUGCAAUUAAUCAAGAUCCUUAGUGUAUAAUAGAACUUAAGAAUAAAUAAGUUUGUGAAAAAGAUAAUUCUUAUUGCUAUCUUGAGCUUAGUACAUUUAAUAAGUGUACAUAAUAAUGUGCUAAUUAAAACAGCUAAGAUUAAUACGCUAAUACGAUUUGUACUAUUUAAAAGUGCAAACCGAGUAACAUUUCAGUGAAAAAUUAUUAUUAUGAUGUGGUAGAAUGUUUAAAAUCAAGUACUACUUAUGACCCUCUAAGCCCUUAAAUAAAUUCAGAGAGCUGUCUAAGUUAUUUAUUUGAUAUGUAAAAUAGUUAAAAAAUAUGUAAGGAAGGUGAUACUGACUGUAUUGCUGAAGCCAAAUCUUUAAAAAUUUGUGCCUAAUUCUGUAGCAGUUAUGAUAACCAAGAUAAAAAAGUAUUUUGUAUUAAAAAAAAUUGUAGUCCUAAAAAUCAAACUGUGUAAUUAUAUUUGAAUGAUCUUACGUAAUGUGUAAAAAAAAACUCCUAAGAUAUAAAAAAAUCAACUAACUCAUCAAAAAUAGUCUUAGAGGUUACCAUUUUUUUCUUUCUUUCUUCACACUAAUAUGAUUUUUUUUCUUAAUUAAAAUAAAAUGAUAACUUUUUCAAAAUAUUGAUUAUCUAUCUUUAUGUGUGUUGA